Messenger RNA from Coregonus sp. 'balchen', 21012 nucleotides. NCBI's taxonomy places the organism in Eukaryota, Metazoa, Chordata, Actinopteri, Salmoniformes, Salmonidae. The record is from the annotation of a GenBank genome assembly.
UGGAGCAACACGGUCUCCUAGCACUGUUCCCUGGACAGCCAACAGACCACUUUGGAGAAACACGGUCACCUAGCCUGAGGACCGGCACUGUUCCCUGGACAGCCAACAGACCACUUUGGAGAAACACGGUCACCUAGCCUGAGGACCGGCACUGUUCCCUGGACAGCCAACAGACCACUUUGGAGAAACACGGUCAGAGUGUUACUGCUACCCCCUACUCCAGGACGGGACGGCCGGAGACAUGGACCCCCGCCUGGCCCAGUCUGUUCAGACUGAGAAAGAUGCUAAAACAGAAGGUAGGUAGCCAUAACUUUCAGACGCACACAGAAGGAAUGUGUCAAUUAUGGGAUGCCUCGCUAAGUCAGCUUUUGGUUAUUGCUGUACAUGUAAAAUGUCGCCGUCGAUAGUUGAAGUGCACUCUGGUAGAUUGGCGUUAUAAUUAGUUAAUGGCCAGUAUGAGAGGUAGGUCAUGUUUAAAGUGCUUAAUAAACAUGUUUAUAGCGUCGUAAUCGGGUACAUUGACACACACACACACACACACACACACACACACACACACACACACACUCACAGGCUGUAAAGUGAUUUAAGAGGUCCUCUUCGUUUCUCCCCUCGCCAGCUUACAUAACUGGUAUACCAGCUGCAUGUCUGUGUCAGAGAGGCCACAAAUAACCUGCCAGCACAUAGAGGAGUUAUAUUACUCUACUGAGGGGCUGGGUUACGGUACUGAUGCUGGGUCAGCUAGCUGUGUAGAGGAGUUACAGUGGGGAAAAAAAGUAUUUAGUCAGCCACCAAUUGUGCAAGUUCUCCCACUUAAAAAGAUGAGAGAGUCCUGUAAUUUUCAUCAUAGGUACACAUCAACUAUGACAUACAAAAUGAGAAAAAAAAAUCCAGGAAAUCACAUUGUAGGAUUUUUAAUGAAUUUAUUUGCAAAAUAUGGUGGAAAAUAAGUAUUUGGUCAAUAACAAAAGUUUCUCAAUACUUUGUUAUAUACCCUUUGUUGGCAAUGACACAGGUCAAACGUUUUAUGUAUGUCUUCACAAGGUUUUCACACACUGUUGCUGGUAUUUUGGCCCAUUCCUCCAUGCAGAUCUCCUCUAGAGCAGUGAUGUUUUGGGGCUGUCGCUGGGCAACACAGACUUUCAACUCCCUCCAAAGAUUUUCUAUGGGGUUGAGAUCUGGAGACUGGCUAGGCCACUCCAGGACCUUGAAAUGCUUCUUACGAAGCCACUCCUUCGUUGCCCGGGCGGUGUGUUUGGGAUCAUUGUCAUGCUGAAAGACCCAGCCACGUUUCAUAUUCAAUGCCCUUGCUGAUGGAAAGAGGUUUUCACUCAAAAUCUCACGAUACAUGGCCCCAUUCAUUCUUUCCUUUACACGGAUCAGUCGUCCUGGUCCCUUUGCAGAAAAACAGCCCCAAAGCAUGAUGUUUCCACCCCUAUGCUUCACAGUAGGUAUGGUGUUCUUUGGAUGCAACUCAGCAUUCUUUGUCCUCCAAACACGACGAACCAAAAAGUUAUAUUUUGGUUUCAUCUGACCAUAUGACAUUCUCCCAAUCCUCUUCUGGAUCAUCCAAAUGCACACUAGCAAACUUCAGAUGGGCCUGGACAAUUACUGGCUUAAGCAGGGGGACACAUCUGGCACUGCAGGAUUUGAGUCCCUGGCGGCGUAGUGUGUUACUGAUGGUAGGCUUUGUUACUUUGGUCCCAGCUCUCUGCAGGUCAUUCACUAGGUCCCCCCAUGUGGUUCUGGGAUUUUUGCUCACCGUUCUUGUGAUCAUUUUGACCCCACGGGGUGAGAUCUUGCGUGGAGCCCCAGAUCGAGGGAGAUUAUCAGUGGUCUUGUAUGUCUUCCAUUUCCUAAUAAAUGCUCCCACAGUUGAUUUCUUCAAACCAAGCUGCUUACCUAUUGCAUAUUCAGUCUUCCCAGCCUGGUGCAGGUCUACAAUUUUGUUUCUGGUGUCCUUUGACAGCUCUUUGGUCUUGGCCAUAGUGGAGUUUGGAGUGUGACUGUUUGAGGUUGUGGACAGGUGUCUUUUAUACUGAUAACAAGUUCAAACAGGUGCCAUUAAUACAGGUAACGAGUGGAGGACAGAGGAGCCUCUUAAAGAAGAAGUUACAGGUCUGUGAGAGCCAGAAAUCUUGCUUGUUUGUAGGUGACCAAAUACUUAUUUUCCACCAUAAUUUGCAAAUAAAUUCAUAUAAAUUUUUACAUUGUGAUUUUCUGGAUUAUUUUUUCUCAAUUUGUUUGUCAUAGUUGACGUGUACCUAUGAUGAAAAUUACAGGCCUCUCUCAUCUUUUUAAGUGGGAGAACUUGCACAAUUGGUGGCUGACUAAAUACUUUUUUUUCCCACUAUAUUACUCUACUGAGGGGCUGGGUUACGGUACUGAUGCUGGGUCAGCUAGCUGUGUAGAGGAGUUAUAUUACUCUACUGAGGGGCUGGGUUAUAGUACUGAUGCUGGGUCAGCUAGCUGUGUAGAGGAGUUAUAUUACUCUACUGAGGGGCUGGGUUACGGUACUGAUGCUGGGUCAGCUAGCUGUGUAGAGGAGUUAUAUUACUCUACUGAGGGGCUGGGUUACGGUACUGAUGCUGGGUCAGCUAGCUGUGUAGAGGAGUUAUAUUACUCUACUGAGGGGCUGGGUUACGGUACUGAUGCUGGGUCAGCUAGCUGUGUAGAGGAGUUAUAUUACUCUACUGAGGGGCUGGGUUACGGUACUGAUGCUGGGUCAGCUAGCUGUGUAGAGGAGUUAUUUUACUCUACUGAGGGGCUGGGUUACGGUACUGAUGCUGGGUCAGCUAGCUGUGUAGAGGAGUUAUAUUACUCUACUGAGGGGCUGGGUUACGGUACUGAUGCUGGGUCAGCUAGCUGUGUAGAGGAGUUAUAUUACUCUACUGAGGGGCUGGGUUACGGUACUGAUGCUGGGUCAGCUAGCUGUGUAGAGGAGUUAUAUUACUCUACUGAGGGGCUGGGUUAUAGUACUGAUGCUGGGUCAGCUAGCUGUGUAGAGGGGCAACAUUACACCACUGACAGAGUACUAACCCUAGGUCACAGGUCUCCGUUAACACUACAUUACAUGGGAGGACCAGUGGAGAGGAAGGGGCGGGGCCAAGGGGGGGGGGGGGGGGAGACAUGCUGGGCCAAGACGAGGUCUCAACUUUAAAUGGAAGAUCUGGAUGAGCUCUUUCCACUGAGAGAGAGGAUGAUGGGAUACAUCAGCAACCUGAGACUGUACCGAGAGAGAGAGAGAGGAUGAUGGGAACUGCAACCAUACUCACUGUCAUGGUUUGGAAAUAGUUCCAAUAUCUACAUUUACAUUUACAUUUACGUCAUUUAGCAGACGCUCUUAUCCAGAGCAACUUACAGUUAGUGAAUACAUAUAUAUAUAUAUAUUGGUUUUUUUAUACUGGCCCCCCGUGGGAAUCGAACCCACAACCCUGGCGUUGCAAACGCCAUGCUCUAUCAACUGAGCUACAUCCCUGCCGGCCAUUCCCUCCCCUACCCUAGACGACGCUGGGCCAAUUUUGCGCCGCCCAUGAGUCUCCCGGUCGCGGCCGGCUGCGACAGAGCCUGGAUUCGAACCAGGAUCUCUAGUGGCACAGUUAGCACUGCGAUGCAGCGCCUUAGACCACUGCGCCACUCAGGAGCAUAAACAGCAUAGGAGCAUAAACAGCAUAGAAUAAAUCCAAUCUAAUUGUUUUGCCCAUGUCAGGUGUUGUUGUGGAUGCUGAGCUGGCAGCGGCCAUCAUGUCCAGGAGGAUCAUCCAGACUCUGAUCAGCAUGGAGUCCUGGGAGGGAUACGCCUUCGCUGAACACCAGAUCAAUAUCAAGGAGUCACAUGACCUCUAUGGAGCUGUGAUGUGGCCCUCGGUACAACACACUCCUUACGCUCACCUUCAUCAUCCUCGCUAACACUAACCCCAUUAUGCUAAUCACAAUCGUCAUCACAAUCAUCACUAUUAAAUUCCACUUUUUUUUUUUCCCUCCACCGUUUUAUAACUUCUCAUCCAUCAACUUCAUUAUUAUAAUGUCCUGUUAGUUCACGUUGCGUUUAUUUUCCCAUCAGGCCAUAGUGCUGUGUUACUUCCUGGAUACCCACCGGGACACAUACAACCUGCUGGACAAGAACGUCAUCGAGCUGGGCGCCGGGACCGGUCUGGUCUCCAUAGUUACCAGCCUUCUAGGUGAGACAGUCUUGUAUUUCCAAAGUCGCUGAUAAUGUUAUUAGUUGGGGGAAUAUAUAUGCUGUUUAAUAAUAUACUAUAUAUAAUAAAUAUAUAUAUACCAUUUAGUAAUAUACUAUAUGUAAUAAAUAUAUACAAUUUAAUAAUAUACUAUACAGUGCAUUCAGAAAGUAUUCAUACCCAUUGACUUUUUCCACAUUUUGUUGUGUUACAGCCUGAAUUCAAAAUGUGAUUAAAUAAAUAAAAAAUCUCAUCCAUCUACACAUAAUACCCCAUAAUGACAAGGUGAAAACAUGUUUUUAGAAAUUUUAGCAAAUGUAUUCAAAAUUAAAUACCGAAAUAUCUCAUUUACAUAAGUAUUCACACCCGAGUAAAUCUUUUUAUAGAAGCACCUUUGGCGUCGAUUACAGCUUUGAGUCACCUUGGGUAUGUCUGUAUCAGCUUUGAGUCACCUUGGGUAUGUCUGUAUCAGCUUUGAGUCACCUUGGGUAUGUCUGUAUCAGCUUUGAGUCACCUUGGGUAUGUCUGUAUCAGCUUUGCACAUCUGGAUUUGGGGAUUUUCUCCCGUUCUUCCUUGCAGAUUUUCUCUGUCAAGUUAGAUGGGGAGCGGCGGUGAACCACAGUCUAAGGUCGUUUGCUCUCUGAAGCAGAUUCUCAUUAAGGAUUUUCCUGUAUUUGGCUCCAUUCAUUGUUCCCUCUAUCCUUACCAGUCUCCCAGUCCCUGCCGCUGAAAAGCUUCCCCAUAGCAUGACGCAGCCAACCACCAUGCUUCACGGUAGGGAUCACAGGAGGUUGGUGGCACCUUAAUUGGGGAGGACGUGCUCGUGGAAAUGGCUGGAGCGGAAUGGGUGGAAUGGUAUCAAAUACAGUGCACUCGUAAAGUAUUCACACCGCCUGACAUUCUUCCACAUUUUGUUACGUUACAGCCUUAUUCUAAAAUGGAUUAAAUAAAUAAAAAUCCUCAACAAUCUGCACACAAUACCCAAUAAUGACCCAAUACCCCAUAAAUACCCAAUACCCCAUAAUGACCCAAUACCCCAUAAUGACCCAAUACCCCAUAAUGACCCAAUACCCCAUAAAUACCCAAUACCCCCUAAUGACCCAAUACCCCAUAAUGACCCAAUACCCCAUAAUGACCCAAUACCCCAUAAUGACCCAAUACCCCAGAAUGACCCAAUACCCCAGAAUGACCCAAUACCCCAUAAUGACCCAAUACCCCAGAAUGACCCAAUACCCCAGAAUGACCCAAUACCCCAUAAUGACCCAAUACCCCAUAAUGACAAAGCGAAAACAGGUUUUUAGAAAAUCUUUGCAACUUUAUAAAAAAUGAAAAACAGAUACCUUAUUUACAUAAGUAUUCAGACCCUUUGCUAUGAGACUCAAAAUUGAGCUCCGGUGCAUCCUGUUUCCACUGAUCAUCCUUGAGACGUUUCUACAACUUGAUUGGUGUAAAUGUAAAUGUGUAAACUUGUGGUAAAUUCAAAUUGAUAGGAUUUGAUUUGGAAAGGCACACACCUGUCUAUUUAAGGUCCCACAGUUGAUAGUGCAAGUCAAAGCAAAAACCAAAGGCACUUUAUAAUAUAAAUACCAUUUAAUAAUAUACUAAAUAUACUGAGUGUACAAAACAUUUAAGGACACCUUCCUAAUAUUGAGUUGGUCCCCCCUCCCCCCUUUCCCCCUCAGAACAGCCUCAGUUCGUCGGGGCAUGGACUCUACAAGGUGUCAAAAGCAUUCCACAGGGAUGCUGGCCCAUGUUGACUCCAAUGCUUCCCACAGUUGUGUCAAGUUGGCUGGAUGUCCUUUGGGUGGUGGACCAUUCUUGAUACACACGGGAACCUGUUGAGCGUGGAAAAACCCAGCAGCGUUGCAGUUCUUGACACAAACCAGUGCGCCUGGCACCUACUACCAUACCCCCGUUCAAAAGGCACUUCAAUAUUUUGUCUUGCCCAUUCACCCUCUGAAUGGCACACAUACACAAUCCAUGUCUAAAUUGUCUCAAGGCUUAAAAACCCUUAUUUAACCUGUCCCCCUCCCCUUCAAAUGUCUAAUAACCAGUUUCUGCUUUGUCAAGGGGUCUGAAUACUUUCCGAAUGCACUGUAAAUGACGGAGUGAAAAGGAAGCCUGUACAGAAUAAAAAUAUAGGGUCACUUAAGUAAUACUGAAACCUUUUGUCCUGAAUACAAAUCGUAAUGUUUGGGGCAACAACACAACCACAUCACUGAGUACCACUCUUCAUAUUUUCAAGCAUGGUGGUGGCUGCAUCAUGUUAUGGGUAUGCUUGUAAUCGGCAAGGACUAAGGAGUUUUUUUUUUUUUUUAGGAUAAAAAGUAACGGAAUAUAGCUAUAAGCACAGGCAAAAUCCUAGAGGGAAACCUGGUUCAGUCUGCUUCCCAGCAGACACUGGGAGACGAACUCACCUUUCAGCAGGACAAUAACCUAAAACACAAGGCCAAAUAUACACUGGAGUUAGUUACCAAGAUAAUAUUGAAUGUUCCUGAGUGGCCUAGUUACAGUUUUGACUUAAAUCGGCUUGAAAAUAUAUGGCAAGACUUGAAAAUGGCUGUCUAGCAAUGAUCAACAAUCAACUUUUCAGCAAAUAUUUUUUUAAAUAAUAAAUGGGCUAUUAUACAAUCCAGGUGUGGAAAGCUCUUAGAGACUUACCCAGAAAGACUCACAACUGUAAUCGCUGCCAAAGGUGAUUCUAACAUGUAUUGUGUCUGGGGGGGGGGGGGGUGAAUGCUUAUUUAAUCCAGAUAUAUUAGUGUUUUAUUUUUCAUACAUUUUUCAUACAUUUUAGAAUCGUUCUCCACUUUAACAUGACAGAGUAUUUUGUGUAGAUCGUUGAACGAAAAUGACAAUUAAAAUCAAUUUUAAUCCCACUUUGUAACACAACAAAAUGUGGAAAAAGUCAAUGGGUGUCAAUACUUUCUGAAGGCACUGUAUAUACCAUCUAAUAAUAUACUAUAUACCCCCCAUACUCAACUGGCGGACCGGAUCCGGACCCAGAACGGGGUCAAUACGAACUGCAGGUACCCCCCCAAAAAAAAUUAUAUAAAAAUAUAUACACUACCGGUCAAAAGUUUUAGAACACCUACUCAUUCAAAGGUUUUUCUAUAUUUGUACUAUUUUCUACAUUGUAGAAUAAUAGUGAAGACAUCAAAACUAUGAAAUAACACAUAUGGAAUCAUGUAGUAACCAAAAAAGUGUUAAACAAAUCAAAAUAUAUUUUAUAUUUGAGAUUCUUCAAAUAGCCACCCUUUGCCUUGAUGACAGCUUUGCACACUCUUGGCAUUCUCUCAACCAGCUUCACCUGGAAUGCUUUUCCAACAGUCUUGAAGGAGUUCCCACAUAUGCUUAGCACUUGUUGGCUGCUUUUCCUUCACUCUGCGGUCCAACUCAUCCCAAACCAUCUCAAUUUGGUUGAGUUCGGGUGAUUGUGGAGGGCAGGUCAUCUGAUGCAGCACUCCAUCACUCUCCUUCUUGGUCAAAUAGCCCUUACACAUCCUGGAGGUGUGUUGGGUCAUUGUCCUGUUGAAAAACAAAUGAUAGUCCCACCAAGAAAAUGGUGAUCAAUAAAAAAGUAUACCAGUUUCAUUUAAGGACCAAAGGAUUGACAGCCGUCCCAUAUAGAUUGCAAAAUAGUUGGGAAGAGAUUUUUGACGUACCGAUUCCAUGGCAAAUUGUUUAUGAACUGAUACGCAAAACGACGCCGGAUUUCAAAACGUAGAAUUUUUCAAUUAAAAAUUAUUAUACAAAAUUCUUGCUACCAAUAUAAUGUUAUUUAUAUGGGGGAUACGAUCUUCCCAGCUCUGCAGAUUUUGCUGCGAAGAGACAGAAUCAUUAGAUCAUUUGUUUUGGUACUGUCCAUUUGUAGCUUGUUUUUGGACACAGGUCCAGGAAUGGCUGAAGGAUUGCAAUAUUUACCUGGAGCUAACCCUGCAGAUAGCACUACUGGGUGAUCUGAAAAGUAAUAGUCAAUCAAUCAAUAAUAGAAUAAUACUUUUAGCAAAAAUGUUUAUUUUCUAUUUACAAUCUGUAGAAGCAAUGAGAAUUACAUUUCACAUUCUUAAAAUAAAGUGGUGAUCCUAACUGACCUAAGACAGGGAAUUUUUACUAGGAUUAAAUGACAGGAAUUGUGAAAAACUGAGUUUAAAUGUAUUUGGCUAAGGUGUAUGUAAACUUCCGACUUCAACUGUAUGCUAUUUUUUUCAAAGACAUCCUCCUCAUGUCACUGAGCAGUCCUAGCGGGAAUUGUUACUGUUUUUUUGGUUUAGUUUUUUGGGCCCAUCCACCACCCCCCUUUUCCGAGGACAGACAUCUCGUUCCUACAUUUACAUAACAUUUUACAUUUACGUCAUUUAGCAGACGCUCUUAUCCAGAGCGACUUACAAAUUGGUGCAUUCACCUUAUGAUAGCCAGUGGGACAACCACUUUACAAUAUAUAUAUAUAUUUUUUUUCUUUGAGGUGGGGUAAGGGGGGGGGGUAGAAGGAUUACUUUAUCCUAUCCCAGGUAUUCCUUAAAGAGGUGGGGUUUCAAGUGUCUCCGGAAGGUGGUGAGUGACUCCGCUGUCCUGGCGUCGUGAGGGAGCUUGUUCCACCAUUGGGGUGCCAGAGCAGCGAACAGUUUUGACUGGCUGAGCGGGAACUGUGCUUCCGCAGAGGAAGGGGAGCCAGCAGGCCAGAGGUGGAUGAACGCAAUGCCCUCGUUUGGGUGUAGGGACUGAUCAGAGCCUGAAGGUACGGAGGUGCCGUUCCCCUCACAGCUCCGUAGGCAAGCACCAUGGUCUUGUAGCAGAUGCGAGCUUCAAUGGAAGCCAGUGGAGUGUGCGGAGGAGCGGGGUGACGUGAGAGAACUUGGAAGGUUGAACACCAGACGGGCUGCGGCAUUCUGGAUGAGUUGUAGGGGUUUAAUGGCACAGGCAGGGAGCCCAGCCAACAGCGAGUUGCAGUAAUCCAGACGGGAGAUGACAAGUGCCUGGAUUAGGACCUGUGCCGCUUCCUGUGUAAGGCAGGGUCGUACUCUGCGAAUGUUGUAGAGCAUGAACCUACAGGAUCGGGUCACCGCCUUGAUGUUAGCGGAGAACGACAGGGUGUUGUCCAGGGUCACGCCAAGGCUCUUUGCACUCUGGGAGGAGGACACAACGGAGAGCUAGCUGGCAUAAUUACAGGCACUCUCAAGCGUGAAACAACUAUCCACAGUUGCUAAUAGUUACCAGUAGCUACCCGCUAGCUAGUCCAGGUAGUGGGUUAGCUAGCCUCGUGCUUCACCGGGCUCAGCCGAAUACAAUACUUACCUACAAUAACUACAAUAACCCACGAUAACUACCUAUAAUACCUAACUACAAUACCUAACUACAAUCUAAAUACAUGGUUUAAGCUUUACUCAACACCAUAUAAGCCAAGCUUACCUCCCGCCAGAGAGAGAGACACAACCUCACCCGACGACUCUCACCCGGCUAAAGUUAGCUGUAUUACCUCUCAGGAUGUCUCUGGUGGACUUGAACUGCUCAAAGCAGGAGUCUGUUGUCUGCACCCACCAGCGCUUUCAGCUCCUCUGCUCUGGACACAUUCCUGUUCGGUAACUGGCAUUUAUUUAUUAUUUAUUUAUUAUUUCCUAGGUGCCAAGGUGACGUCCACGGACCUGCCGGAGGUGCUGAGUAACCUGCAGUAUAACGUACUCCGUAACACCAGGGGGCGCUGUAGACACACUCCUCGUGUCACUGAGCUGUCCUGGGGGCAGGAGCUGGAACAACGCUUCCCUCGGGCUACCUGUCUCUACGACUACGUGUUCGCUGCUGACGUGGUGUACUGCCACCCGCACCUGGUGGAGCUCUUGGACACCUUCGAUCACCUGUGUCAGGACGGGACGGAGAUCCUCUGGGCCAUGAGGUUCCGUCUGGACAGAGAGAACCGGUUUGUAGAACGGUUCCAGGGCAGGUUCCAUCUGGAAGAGCUGUACGAUCUGCCCAGUCUCAGUAUCAAACUGUACCGAGCAUCGAGGAAGGAGAAGAGGAGGAAGACCGACUCAGAGAAUCAACAAAGCCAUUGUCGAGAAGGACGUUACACUUGACUCUUGAAGGUCAUUUACCCUUGAGCCGUCAUCCACAGCAUUUGGGGUAAUUGUAGUGUUUCUUCAGCCCGUUUAUCUUUUGUUGUAGCUGUCCUCUUUACAGAGGUUACUGUCAUCUUUACAGAGGUUACUGUCAUCUUUACAGAGGUUACUGUCCUCUUUACAGAGGUUACUGUCCUCUUUACAGAGGUUACUGUCCUCUUUACAGAGGUUACUGUCAAUUUUACAGAGGUUACUGUUAACUGUACAGAGGUUACUGUAAACUUUACAGAUGUUACUGUAAACUUUGCAGAGGUUACUCUCCUCUUUGUAGAGGUUUAUGUCAUAUUUACAGAGGUUACUGUCCUCUUUGCAGAGGUUACUGUCAACUUUACAUAGGUUACUGUCAACUUUACAGAGGUUAAUGCCAACUUUACAGAUGUUACUGUCCUCUUUGUGGAGGUUACUGUCAUCUUUACAGAGGUUACUGUCAUCUUUACAGAGGUUACUGUCAUCUUUACAGAGGUUACUGUCCUCUUUACAGAGGUUACUGUCAUCUUUACAGAGGUUACUGUCCUCUUUACAGAUGUUACUGUAAACUUUGCAGAGGUUACUCUCCUCUUUGUAGAGGUUUCUGUCAUCUUUACAGAGGUUACUGUCCUCUUUACAGAGGUUAUUGUCCUCUUUACAGCGGUUACUGUCAUCUUUACAGAGGUUACUGUCAUCUUUACAGAGGUUACUGUCCUCUUUACAGAGGUUACUGUCAACUUUACAGAGGUUAAUGUCAACUGUACAGAGGUUAAUGUCAACUGUACAGAGGUUACUGUCAACUGUACAGAGGUUACUGUAAUCUGUACAGAGGUUACUGUCAACUGUACAGAGGUUACUGUAAACUUAGCAGAUGUUACUGUAAACUUUGCAGAGGUUACUCUCCUCUUUGUAGAGGUUUCUGUCAUCUUUACAUAGGUUACUGUCCUCUUUGCAGAGGUUACUGUCAUCUUUACAGAUGUUACUGUCAACUUUACAUAGGUUACUGUCAACUUUACAGAGGUUAAUGUCAACUUUACAGAUGUUACUGUCCUCUUUUUAGAGGUUACUGUCAUCUUUACAGAGGUUACUGUCAUCUUUACAGAGAUUACUGUCCUCUUUACAGAUGUUAAAUGAACUCUCCUUCCCUUCAUGCUGGGCAGAUCUGUAUGAUUGUUUUCUCUACUAUUAUUCAGUUGUAUUUCUGAUUGAAGAUGUUCACUACUUGACCAGAAGGAUAUAUAGUGUGUGCUGCACAUGAUGUACUGCUGUACAUAUCAAGACCUGCUGCACAUGAUGUAUUGCUGUUUCCUGAAGUUUAUGUCCAUACAAUGAACACUAUUUACUUUGUAUUAUGUUGUUCAUUUGCUUUAUGCAGUAAUUUAUCAAAUGCGAAAUAAACUACAUUAUAAACACCUCUCGCCUGUAAAUUGUUAUGGAAAGGAAGAUUAGUCCUUUUAGUCAACUGAAGAGGAAAGGACAGGGGUCAGAGAGGGGUCGAGGUGAGGCGGUCCACCCAUCAGUACAGUAGGGGUCAGAGAGGGGUCGAGGUGAGGCGGUCCACCCAUCAGUACAGUAGGGGUCAGAGAGGGGUCGAGGUGAGGCGGUUCCACCCAUCAGUACAGUAGGGGUCAGAGAGGGGUCGAGGUGAGGCGGUUCCACCCAUCAGUACAGUAGGGGUCAGAGAGGGGUCGUGGUGAGGCGGGUCCACCCAUCAGUACAGUAGGGGGUCAGAGAGGGGUCGAGGUGAGGCGGUCCACCCAUCAGUACAGUAGGGGUCAGAGAGGGGUCAGAGAGGGGUCGAGGUGAGGCGGUCCACCCAUCAGUACAGUAGGGGUCAGAGAGGGGUCGAGGUGAGGCGGUCCACCCAUCAGUACAGUAGGGGUCAGAGAGGGGUCGAGGUGAGGCGGUCCACCCAUCAGUACAGUAGGGGUCAGAGAGGGGUCGAGGUGAGGCGGUCCACCCAUCAGUACAGUAGGGGUCAGAGAGGGGUCGAGGUGAGGCGGUCCACCCAUCAGUACAGUAGGGGUCAGAGAGGGGUCGAGGUGAGGCGGUCCACCCAUCAGUUACAGUAGGGGUCAGAGAGGGGUCGAGGUGAGGCGGUCCACCCAUCAGUACAGUAGGGGUCAGAGAGGGGUCGAGGUGAGGCGGUCCACCCAUCAGUACAGUAGGGGUCAGAGGGGUCAGAGAGGGGUCGAGGUGAGGCGGGUCCACCCAUCAGUACAGUAGGGGUCAGAGAGGGGUCGAGGUGAGGCGGUCCACCCAUCAGUACAGUAGGGGUCAGAGAGGGGUCGAGGUGAGGCGGUCCACCCAUCAGUACAGUAGGGGUCAGAGAGGGGUCGAGGUGAGGCGGUCCACCCAUCAGUACAGUAGGGGUCAGAGUCCAUCAUUAACACUACAACGCCAGGCCCCCUACCACAACGAAACAUACCCCUCAACCCCUGAAAAUCCCUCUAAACCAGUUAUAAUAUAGAUCAAUAUCACUCUUAAAACCUGACCUCAACCGAAUUGAGAUGGUUUGGGAUGAGUCGGACCGCAGAGUGAAGGAAAAGCAGCCAACAAGUGCUCAGCAUAUGUGGGAACUCCUUCAAGACUGUUGGAAAAGCAUUCCAGGUGACUACCAGAUGAAGCAGGUUGAGAGAAUGUCAAGAUUGUGCAAAGCUGUCAUCAAGGCAAAUGGGUGGCUACUUUGAAGAAUCUCAAAUAUAAAAUAUAUUUUGAUUUGUUUAACACUUCUUUGGUUACCACAUGAUUCCAUAUGUUUUAUUUCAUAGUUUUGAUGUCUUCACUAUUAUUCUACAAUGUAGAAAAUAGUAAAAAUAAAGAAAAACCCUGGAAUGAGUAGGUGUGUCCAAAACCUAGAUCUCAGGUAAUUAGCCGACAUAUAUACCGAUCUGUUAACACUUGAUCUGAUUGAAUCUAGUCCUUAGAGAGACCAAUCAGAUAUAUGACAGAGAGAGAGAUACUGUAUAAACUGACCUGGUCAGAAAAACAACCUGUCAAACAACAUACUGGCAUGGGCCCCGUGUAGCUCAGUUGGUAGAGCAUGACGCUUGCAACGCCAGGGUUGUGGGUUCGAUUCCCAUGGGGGGCCAGUAUGAAACUAAAUAAAUAUAAUAAUGUAUGCACUCACUAACUGUAAGUCGCUCUGGAUAAGAGCGUCUGCUAAAAUGACUAAAAAUGUCAAAUGUAUGGGGGUUGCCUCCAUGCUGCCAUUUGAAUCAGUUUACCCUGCAACCUCUGCCCCUCAAUGUUAGGUUAAGUCUAGAAAUGGCUUGCUAUUGGUUACCAAGUCAAAACAAGGAUAAAAGGUCACAGUACAACAACAGAAUCAGACACUGACAUCACUUCCUCUCCCUGUGAACCAGCCAUCUCCUUUAGUCCUGCCAGUCUCAGUCACACCCCCUCAUUAUACAUACCCUCAUCAGACCCCCUCAUACUGAGCUAUUUAGGGUAGAGGCAGGGGCAUACCAAGGACCUCCGACAAAAGGGGUUUCAGACGGGAUAAGAUUUGGUUUUAACGGUCAUGUCAGAAACCCGAGAGCUGGCGUAUCCAGGCCAAAUUCUCAUAUCCAGGUCAAACGGUCACUAAAUCAAAACAGUUGCACAAAACAGUUGCACUGCAGACAGCCCUGUUCUAUUACCCCUGUCCUCUGGUGGAGCUAUGAGAGUAGAGCAGACAGCCCUGUUCUAUUACCCCUGUCCUCUGGUGGAGCAGACAGCCCUGUUCUAUUACCCCUGUCCUCUGGUGGAGCUAUGAGAGUAGAGCAGACAGCCCUGUUCUAUUACCCCUGUCCUCUGGUGGAGCUAUGAGAGCAGAGCAGACAGCCCUGUUCUAUUACCCCUGUCCUCUGGUGGAGCUAUGAGAGUAGAGCAGACAGCCCUGUUCUAUUACCCCUGUCCUCUGGUGGAGCUAUGAGAGUAGAGCAGACAGCCCUGUUCUAUUACCCCUGUCCUCUGGUGGAGCUAUGAGAGUAGAGCAGCAGACAGCCCUGUUCUAUUACCCCUGUCCUCUGGUGGAGCUAUGAGAGUAGAGCAGACAGCCCUGUUCUAUUACCCCUGUCCUCUGGUGGAGCUAUGAGAGUAGAGCAGACAAGCCCUGUUCUAUUACCCCUGUCCUCUGGUGGAGCUAUGAGAGUAGAGCAGACAGCCCUGUUCUAUUACCCCUGUCCUCUGGUGGAGCUAUGAGAGUAGAGCGGACAGCCCUGUUCUAUUACCCCUGUCCUCUGGUGGAGCUAUGAGAGUAGAGCGGACAGCCCUGUUCUAUUACCCCUGUCCUCUGGUGGAGCUAUGAGAGUAGAGCAGACAGCCCUGUUCUAUUACCCCUGUCCUCUGGUGGAGCUAUGAGAGUAGAGCAGACAGCCCUGUUCUAUUACCCCUGUCCUCUGGUGGAGCUAUGAGAGUAGAGCAGACAGCCCUGUUCUAUUACCCCUGUCCUCUGGUGGAGCUAUGAGAGUAGAGCAGACAGCCCUGUUCUAUACCCCUGUCCUCUGGUGGAGCUAUGAGAGUAGAGCAGACAGCCCUGUUCUAUUACCCCUGUCCUCUGGUGGAGCAGACAGCCCUGUUCUAUUACCCCUGUCCUGGUGGAGCUAUGAGAGUAGAGCAGACAGCCCUGUUCUAUUACCCCUGUCCUCUGGUGGAGCUAUGAGAGUAGAGCAGACAGCCCUGUUCUAUUACCCCUGUCCUCUGGUGGAGCAGACAGCCCUGUUCUAUUACCCCUGUCCUCUGGUGGAGCUAUGAGAGUAGAGCAGACAGCCCUGUUUCUAUUACCCCUGUCCUCUGGUGGAGCUAUGAGAGUAGAGCAGACAGCCCUGUUCUAUUACCCCUGUCCUCUGGUGGAGCUAUGAGAGUAGAGCAGACAGCCCUGUUCUAUUACCCCUGUCCUCUGGUGGAGCUAUGAGAGUAGAGCAGACAGCCCUGUUCUAUUACCCCUGUCCUCUGGUGGAGCUAUGAGAGUAGAGCAGACAGCCCUGUUCUAUUACCCCUGUCCUCUGGUGGAGCUAUGAGAGUAGAGCAGACAGCCCUGUUCUAUUACCCCUGUCCUCUGGUGGAGCUAUGAGAGUAGAGCAGACAGCCCUGUUCUAUUACCCCUGUCCUCUGGUGGAGCUAUGAGAGUAGAGCAGACAGCCCUGUUCUAUUACCCCUGUCCUCUGGUGGAGCUAUGAGAGUAGAGCAGACAGCCCUGUUCUAUUACCCCUGUCCUCUGGUGGAGCUAUGAGAGUAGAGCAGACAGCCCUGUUCUAUUACCCCUGUCCUCUGGUGGAGCUAUGAGAGUAGAGCAGACAGCCCUGUUCUAUUACCCCUGUCCUCUGGUGGAGCUAUGAGAGUAGAGCAGACAGCCCUGUUCUAUUACCCCUGUCCUCUGGUGGAGCUAUGAGAGUAGAGCAGACAGCCCUGUUCUAUUACCCCUGUCCUCUGGUGGAGCUAUGAGAGUAGAGCAGACAGCCCUGUUCUAUUACCCCUGUCCUCUGGUGGAGCUAUGAGAGUAGAGCAGACAGCCCUGUUCUAUUACCCCUGUCCUCUGGUGGAGCUAUGAGAGUAGAGCAGACAGCCCUGUUCUAUUACCCCUGUCCUCUGGUGGAGCUAUGAGAGUAGAGCAGACAGCCCUGUUCUAUUACCCCUGUCCUCUGGUGGAGCUAUGAGAGUAGAGCAGACAGCCCUGUUCUAUUACCCCUGUCCUCUGGUGGAGCUAUGAGAGCAGAGCAGACAGCCCUGUUCUAUUACCCCUGUCCUCUGGUGGAGCUAUGAGAGUAGAGCAGACAGCCCUGUUCUAUUACCCCUGUCCUCUGGUGGAGCUAUGAGAGUAGAGCAGGACAGCCCUGUUCUAUUACCCCUGUCCUCUGGUGGAGCUAUGAGAGUAGAGCAGACAGCCCUGUUCUAUUACCCCUGUCCUCUGGUGGAGCUAUGAGAGUAGAGCAGACAGCCCUGUUCUAUUACCCCUGUCCUCUGGUGGAGCUAUGAGAGUAGAGCAGACAGCCCUGUUCUAUUACCCCUGUCCUCUGGUGGAGCAGACAGCCCUGUUCUAUUACCCCUGUCCUCUGGUGGAGCUAUGAGAGUAGAGCAGACAGCCCUGUUCUAUUACCCCUGUCCUCUGGUGGAGCUAUGAGAGUAGAGCAGACAGCCCUGUUUCUAUUACCCCUGUCCUCUGGUGGAGCUAUGAGAGUAGAGCAGACAGCCCUGUUCUAUUACCCCUGUCCUCUGGUGGAGCUAUGAGAGUAGAGCAGACAGCCCUGUUCUAUUACCCCUGUCCUCUGGUGGAGCUAUGAGAGUAGAGCAGACAGCCCUGUUCUAUUACCCCUGUCCUCUGGUGGAGCUAUGAGAGUAGAGCAGACAGCCCUGUUCUAUUACCCCUGUCCUCUGGUGGAGCUAUGAGAGUAGAGCGGACAGCCCUGUUCUAUUACCCCUGUCCUCUGGUGGAGCUAUGAGAGUAGAGCAGACAGCCCUGUUCUAUUACCCCUGUCCUCUGGUGGAGCUAUGAGAGUAGAGCGGACAGCCCUGUUCUAUUACCCCUGUCCUCUGGUGGAGCUAUGAGAGUAGAGCAGACAGCCCUGUUCUAUUACCCCUGUCCUCUGGUGGAGCUAUGAGAGUAGAGCAGACAGCCCCGUUCUAUUACCCCUGUCCUCUGGUGGAGCUAUGAGAGUAGAGCAGACAGCCCUGUUCUAUUACCCCUGUCCUCUGGUGGAGCUAUGAGAGUAGAGCAGACAGCCCUGUUCUAUUACCCCUGUCCUCUGGUGGAGCUAUGAGAGUAGAGCAGACAGCCCCGUUCUAUUACCCCUGUCCUCUGGUGGAGCUAUGAGAGUAGAGCAGACAGCCCUGUUCUAUUACCCCUUAUCGAUGUCACUUGUUGAAUCCCACUUUAAAUCAGUGUAGAUGAAGCGGAGGAGACAGCUUAAAGUCUUGAGACAGCUGAGACAUGGACUGUGUAUGUGAGCCAUUCAGAGGGUGAAUGGGCAAGACAAAAGAUUUAAGUGCCUACCCGACUACGAUUGCCACCAUUUUUUUUAAUAAACCUUUUUAAUCAAGAAGCUUUUUAAGAGUCCUUUUCCCCUUCCCUUCAAAUAUUUAAUAAACAUUGUUAUAUUUUGAAUGGAGUGUGGGUGCGGUUUCACAUUUUGAAGUCAACGCUCACACCUGUUUUCCUCUGUUAGUUAUACUUCCAGUGAUGGAGGAUUUGACCUGUUUUCCUCUGCUAGUUAUACUUCCAGUGAUGUAGGAUUUGACCUGUUUUCCUCUGCUAGUUAUACUUCCAGUGAUGUAGGAUUUGACCUGUUUUUCCUCUGCUAGUUAUACUUCCAGUGAUGUAGGAUUUGACCUGUUUUCCUCUGCUAGUUAUACUUCCAGUGAUGUAGGAUUUGACCUGUUUUCCUCUGCUAGUUAUACUUCCAGUGAUGUAGGAUUUGACCUGUUUUCCUCUGCUAGUUAUACUUUCAGUGAUGUAGGAUUUGACCUGUUUUCCUCUGCUAGUUAUACUUCCAGUGAUGUAGGAUUUGACCUGUUUUCCUCUACUAGUUAUACUUCCAGUGAUGUAGGAUUUGACCUGUUUUCCUCUGCUAGUUAUACUUCCAGUGAUGUAGGAUUUGACCUGUUUUCCUCUGCUAGUUAUACUUCCAGUGAUGUAGGAUUUGACCUGUUUUCCUCUGCUAGUUAUACUUCCAGUGAUGUAGGAUUUGACCUGUUUUCCUCUGCUAGUUAUACUUCCAGUGAUGUAGGAUUUGUGUCUAGUCUCGCCCCCCUUUGGGUGCGUUACCAAACCUCUAUUUAAAAGCUGAGAUUGCUUGUAAACAGAGAUGGAUAUGCCGUGUGUGUGUGUGUGUGUGUGUGUGUGCGUGUGUGUGUGCGUGUGUGUGUGUGUCUGUGUGUUUGUUUCAGAUGGUCCCAUCUCUAAAUAUAGCGUUGGGUUGGUGUGAUGGGAGUGUCCAGCAGGAUUCUGACUCUGAUAAAGUCUUAAAACCUCGACUCUGAGACGUCCCAAGAUGCAGUUAGAACGAUCUUCAACAAGAAGAAGAGAAAAAUACUUUUAUUAAUUCAUACGAGAUGGAAAACCAAGACAGAAAAGUGGAGGGUUGACGCCCAAAACCCACUGACCAAGGAAAUACAAAGACUGCAGUAGGUAGGUGAUGGUUUGGUACAAUGAAGAGAGUUAAAUGUGAUUGGUUGGGUGGUUUUAGAGUCUGUAGAAUGGAUUUGAGGUGAGGAACGUUGAACUAAAGCCCCCAUCUUUGGUAGAGCAGUUUCUUUGAGCUGAAAGAAAAGACUGGAAAAGACCCUCAUACUGUAUCUCUGUAUCAGAGGAGGCUGGUGGAAGGACCUAUAGGAGGACAGGAUCUAUAUGGCUGUAUGUAUUAGAGAAAUGUUGACAAACAUUCUGUUAUUCUGGGUGAGAUGGUGACCGUUUGUGACUGAGGCAGUCCAUAUGGUGAUGGUAGAAGGGUGUGGAAGGGGGGAUAGAGGGGGUUUAGAGGGGGUUUAGAGGGGGUUUAGAGUGGGGAUAGAGGGGGGAAGAGAUAUGGGAUUCAUUACAGUCUGGGAGCUGAACAAAUAUGUUGUUACCAAAAAGGGUUCGGGGAGGGGUGACGUUAGGGAGGGGUGACGUUAGGGAGGGGUGACGUUAGGGAGGGGGGAGAGAGAUAAAACUCAAGUGUUGGACUUGGGUUUACAACGUGUGGGAGAGACUGAGCCUGAAGAGAGUGCUGACUGUAAAAUGAGUAGCUAACUUGCCAAUGCAACAUCAGCUACUACAGUAUGGAUCAGUGCAAUUGAAGUAAAAUUGUAAUUUCUCCGGUUUCUAGGGAUCCUUUAUGCACACCUAACCAAGAGGAGAAGGAAACUGUGAUCGUGAUGGAAGAGAAGGAGAAGGAAACUGUGAUCGUGAAGGAAGACGAUGAGGAGGAAGAUGUCAAAGCCAAGGAGACUGAACCCCAGCACCAGAAGACGCAGGCCUGGGUCCCCACUGCCUACUCCAAGUUCGGUAAAGAGGUGUUCUGCUACGUAGGACAGGAGAUCAGCAUCUUUGAGGCCUUGGACUCUUACGGCGCUGUCAUCUGGCCAGCGGUGAGUUAUUCUACUAUUUAACAUGACGUUCAUGGAGGGAUGUAGGAUAACGACGAAUGAUGAUGAUGAUGAUGAUGAUGAUGAUGGUGGUGAUGGUGGUGGGGGGUGGUGAUGGAUGGGUGGAUGGAUGGAUGGAUGGAUGGGUGGGCAGAUGGAUCGGUGGAUAGGUGGGAUGGAUGCAAGAUGAUCAUGAUAAUAAUUUGAUAAUUAAUAAUAAUAAUAACUAUAAUGAUGGUUGCUAUAGUAACUCUGGUUGCCUGUAGGCGUUGGCUCUGUGUCACUACCUAGAGACCAACGUUGAGCAGUUGAAUCUGGUGGACAAGGCAGUGCUGGAGCUAGGAGCAGGACCUGGCCUAGUGUCUAUUGUUGCCACACUCCUAGGUGAGUCUGACCAGACUCUACACUACUGUCCUAGACAUAGGCAUUUAUCUGAGAGCAUUGGAGAGGUGCAAAGUGAUGUGAUGAAAACUCUACCUAGCCUCUCAAGGUGGCUAGCAAGGUGGAGGAGGUCCUAUCAAGGUGGAGGAGGUCCUAUCAAGGUGGAGGAGGUCAUAUCAAGGUGGCCAGGGAGGAGGUCCUAUCAAGGUGGAGGAGGUCCUAUCAAGGUGGAGGAGGUCCUAUCAAGGUGGAGGAGGUCCUAUCAAGGUGGAGGAGGUCCUAUCAAGGUGGAGGAGGUCCUAUCAAGGUGGCUAACAAGGUGGAGGAGGUCCUAUCAAGGUGAAGGAGGUCUUAUCAAGGUGGAGGAGGUCCUAUCAAGGUGAAGGAGGUCCUAUCAAGGUGGAGGAGGUCCUAUCAAGGUGGUUAGCAAGGUGGAGGAGGUCCUAUCAAGGUGGUUAGCAAGGUGGAGGAGGUCCUAUCAAGGUGGAGGAGGUCCUAUCAAGGUGGUUAGCAAGGUGGAGGAGGUCCUAUCAAGGUGGUUAGCAAGGUGGAGGAGGUCCCGGCAUUAUAUACCUCUUACACCUAUCCAAUCUUUUCAGAUCUGCAUGAAGUGUCCUAGUCACUAGAGGCUAGGGGUUGAUUUGGUACUGGCCACCUGUGUGUCUGUUAGUUGACUAACACAGUGUUACCUGUCCCCAGGUGCCUGGGUCACAGCUACAGACCUGCCAGAGAUCCUGGGUAACCUGAGAGCCAACCUGCUCCGUAACACAAGAGGGCGCUGUAGGUACACUCCCCAAGCUGCAGCUCUGUCCUGGGGUCCUGACGUGGAACGUAUCUACCCCAGAUCCGUCUAUCGCUAUGACUACGUGCUGGCGGCUGACGUGGUGUAUCACCAUGACUACCUGGAAGAGCUGCUGUUCACAAUGAGAUACUUCUGCCGUCCAGGUGAUUGGUUGAUUGAUUGAUUGAUUGGUUGAUUGGUUGAUUUAUUGUUUGAUUGAUUGGUUCAUUUAUUGAUUGGUUGGUUGAAUGGCUGAUUCAUUGAUAGUCUCAUUGAACAGUUUAAAAGUACAACAAAUCCCAGAGUGCAAUGCAUGAAAGCAUUAAACAACGCAUAUUAUUUCCCUUAGGAACCACUCUGAUCUGGGCCAACAAGGUCCGUUUUCCGACAGACCUGGGAUUCACUGAGGACUUCAAGAAAACCUUCAACACCACACUGCUGGCUGAGAUGGGAGAGGUUAAGAUCUUCAUGGCCACGUGCAGAGAGACAGAGGAACACCUUCAACACCACCCUGCUGGCUGAGAUGGGAGAGGUUAAGAUCUU